CGGCGCGCGCGCCAUUCGCUCACAGACCGUCGCGCGCACCGCACACCAAUGAUCCUACCCGCGCGAACCAUGUCGCCGCACGGCGUAUUCCACCCGCCGCACGAACAACCCGAAGAUGAACCCGUCUCCAGGACUUAUCAGUACAGAAAGGUCAUGAAGCCCAUGCUCGAAAGGAAGCGACGAGCACGCAUUAACCGCUGCCUUGACGAGCUAAAGGACCUCAUGGUGACUGCACUCCAAGCCGAAGGAGAGAACGUGUCCAAAUUGGAAAAAGCUGACAUCUUAGAACUCACAGUCCGACAUCUCCACAACUUGAAACGACGUGGACAGUUAGUGCUGAAACCCGAAAUGUCAUACGCGGAACGUUUCCGAGCUGGAUUCACACAGUGUGCUACAGAAGUGUCUCAGUUUAUUGCGAAUGCUACGUUGGCUGCGAACGCGAUGCAGCGUCAGGGGCCCGUCGAUCCCCAGGCCGGUGCGAGGUUGCUGCAACACCUCAGUAAUUGCAUACGGAGGUUGGAGGCUCCGCAAGUUGUCCAGCCGCAACCUAUCACUCCGAAUGGUGUGGCUCGGCCAACUCCCCUGCAACCCAUUGCACCUGCACCUCAACCGCAGCAACCUCCUCAAAUCCAGAGGAUUACGCCAGAAAGAGGAUUGAAGAGGCCAUGCGAAGGCCCCACGGACGCAGAAGCGGUGCUUGCGAAGCGUGCGUAUGCGCCGCCUUCGCCGCCGCACAGCCCCGCCUCCGAGAGUGACUCCGCCCAGUCUAUGUGGCGGCCCUGGUGACCGGCGCCCGAGGCCCGUGGACGUCACCAUCCGUGCUUCUCAUGAUCUCGCAUGCCCUGGACUAUGUGUGAUAAAUCACAAACGUUUGUUGUUUGUUUUCUAAACGUUCCUAGAACCGAUGAGUGUUGUAUGGUUGUAUUGCUCGCUUGCUUGUUGAAGUUUUCUUUUUUAAUUUAAUAAACUCAAGUUUUUGUUCUUAUAAUCGUUAUUUUUGUAUUCCUAAAUUCAUUGUCUUCCAUCGGUUUAAGCAUUUACCUUCGCUAGUGGUAGUUGUAGCACCUAAGUUGUUACUGUGAUAUGUGUAGUUGUUUCCGAGAUAGAUUAUUUAGGAAUAAUGGAUCGUAUGCGAAUAUAGAUUUAGGUUAAAAGAGUGAAUAAUGAAAAGUAAAAUAAACGUGUUUAUAUAA
This is a messenger RNA of Manduca sexta (tobacco hornworm), 1193 nucleotides long. Its product is annotated as enhancer of split mbeta protein. The transcript has a single exon. The record is from RefSeq and is a predicted model, not a curated record. Gene Ontology annotation, biological process: regulation of neurogenesis; regulation of transcription by RNA polymerase II; anterior/posterior pattern specification. Lineage: Eukaryota; Metazoa; Arthropoda; Insecta; Lepidoptera; Sphingidae. Bases 49 to 786 code for a protein of 245 amino acids. Gene Ontology annotation, cellular component: nucleus. Gene Ontology annotation, molecular function: DNA-binding transcription factor activity, RNA polymerase II-specific; RNA polymerase II cis-regulatory region sequence-specific DNA binding; protein dimerization activity.